This is a messenger RNA of Saprolegnia parasitica CBS 223.65, 1508 nucleotides long. RefSeq names its product serine/threonine protein kinase. Gene Ontology annotation, molecular function: protein kinase activity; ATP binding. The coding region runs from base 34 to 1473 and encodes 479 amino acids. The transcript has 2 exons. Gene Ontology annotation, biological process: protein phosphorylation. NCBI's taxonomy places the organism in Eukaryota, Oomycota, Saprolegniomycetes, Saprolegniales, Saprolegniaceae. The record is from RefSeq and is a predicted model, not a curated record.
CGCGGCCCUUGCCGGAGGCAUGCCAUUCGCGAGAUGCUUGGUCGGGUGGUGCUGCGCAGCUUCGCCGUCGCCGCCGUCGCGUCCGCGGCCCAGGUCAGUCUCUACCGCGGGCUGAACUACACGGGCGCGACGCUCACCAUUCCGAUCGCCUGGUCGGGCAACCUCCACAACGACUGGGCCGUCGGCUUUGCCUCCCUGCGCAUCCCGAGCGGCAUCGAGGUCGUUGGCUACGAGCAUGAUGGCUUCGCCGGCGCGAGCGCUAUUUGGUCAACCGACAUGCCCGACAUGGGCAACUGGACCGACGAGGUGUCUGCGCUGCUGAUCCAGCCUGCAGGCAUGGGGCGGCCGCAGUGGCCGCCGCCUCUGAUGCCGUUGCCGACCGUCGUGAAUGAAGAUGCAGCGGGUGCUAACGUCGUCAUCAUCGACAAUAGUGCCGACAACAUUGAGCUCAUCGUCGGCGUCUCGGUCGGGUGCACGGCGGCGGUGGCGUUCGUCGUCUUUUACGUCAUCCUCAAGCGCAACAAGCAGCGCGAGCGGACUUUCAAGGAGGCUUUCUUGACGAGUCCGAGCCACCAACCGUCGAAUCGCGCCAACACAGGCGCGUCGUCUCCGUCCGCGACUCUCGGGCUGCGAUGGGGUGAGCUCGACGUGCUGCGCAUCGACGCCGACGACGUGGUCACGACCUCGGUGAUCGCAUCCGGCGCGUACGGCCAAGUGGCGCUGGGCACGUACCGCAACCAAGUCGUCGCCGUCAAGACGCUUUUGCCCACAAAGAACACGCGGGCCGACAUUCAAAGCUUCAUUGACGAAAUCAACCUCAUGGGCAGCUUUCGAUGCAUGUACGUGGUCGAGCUUAUCGGCGUUGCGUGGACGCGACCGUCGAGCCUCCAGUGCGUGCUCGAGUACAUGAACAUGGGCGACUUGAAAGACCACUUGGCCGAGACGACGCCGGCCAACUACGCGUGGACGGCCAAGCUACGCGUCGCCCAGAGCAUCGCCGAGGGCCUCGCGUACCUCCACUCGAUGCAGAUCAUCCACCGCGACCUCAAGUCCCGCAAUGUGCUCCUCGACUCGGUCAAGGGAACCAAACUCACGGACUUUGGCAUCUCGCGCGAAGACACGCAGGAGACGAUGACGAUCGGCGUCGGCACGUACCGCUGGAUGGCGCCCGAGAUCCUCAAGGAAAACCUGUACACGGUCGCCGUCGACAUUUACUCGUUCGGCAUGAUCCUCUCCGAGCUCGAUACGCACCACAUCCCGUACGCCGACCUCACGAGCGCGAAGGGAAAACCGCUCGUCGACACGGCUAUCAUGGGCAUGGUUAUCCAAGGCACGAUCUCGCCGAGCUUCCGGCCCGACUGUCCUUUGUGGCUCAAAACACUGGCGCUGCGCUGCAUCGCGCCGAACCCGGACGAUCGACCGUCGGCGCUCGAGCUCGCACACAGCAUCAAACAACACACAACGGCGUCCUAGAUCUCGCCACGAUACAAUAGAGAAUUUAUGUCAAG